Messenger RNA from Mizuhopecten yessoensis (Yesso scallop), 1560 nucleotides. RefSeq names its product RING finger protein 113A-like. Lineage: Eukaryota; Metazoa; Mollusca; Bivalvia; Pectinida; Pectinidae. The record is from RefSeq and is a predicted model, not a curated record. Bases 19 to 999 code for a protein of 326 amino acids. The transcript has 10 exons. Gene Ontology annotation, biological process: snoRNA splicing. Gene Ontology annotation, molecular function: metal ion binding. Gene Ontology annotation, cellular component: U2-type spliceosomal complex.
CUAGGCACAACGUCAAAUAUGGCCGACGACGAAACAACAGAAAAACCUGUGUGCAGUUUUUUCAAGAAAAGAGGUCGACAGCAAACACGACGGAGGAAACACAGUGACUCUAACAGUGACAGUAACAGUGAGGAUGGAACGAUAGUCAAGAAAAAGGAAAAGAAAAACUUCGUCAAGAAUCCGAUGAUGCAAACAACGGGAAGGUUGAAGGCCAGUAAUGACCACCAGUACAGCAGUGACAGUGACGAAGACAAGAUGACUGUCAGCUUCAAGUCAUCACGGUCAGGGAAACGAGAAGGUCCAACAGACAUGGGGGCAACAUCUAUUGUGGAGAUUGACACAGCAUUAGAUCAAGAUGCCCAAGCAAUAUUUGAGAAAUCACAACUGAUCAAUAAGGAUGGUAAGGGUAAGGAGGAUGACAAGGUAUACAAAGGAAUUAACAACUACCAGGUGUUUUAUGAGAAGCGGGACACAGCACAGGGUAAUGCCUCCAGUGGGAGUGUCAGAAAAGGGCCUAUUCGUGCCCCAGCCAACCUUCGUGCCACAGUGAGAUGGGAUUACCAGCCUGAUAUCUGUAAAGAUUAUAAGGAGACAGGAUUCUGUGGCUUUGGGGAUUCAUGCAAGUUUUUUCAUGACCGAGGUGACUAUAAGCAUGGCUGGCAGUUGGAACGAGAGAUGGAAGAAGGGAGGUACGGAAAGAAUGAUGAGGGGAACUACGAGAUAAGUAGUGAUGAAGAAGAAAUGCCAUUCAAGUGUUUCAUCUGUCGAAAUUUUUUCACUGACCCAAUAGUGACAAAAUGUAAACACUACUUCUGUGAGAAAUGUGCCCUCAGCCAGUAUAAAAAGACCAAGAGAUGUUUUGUGUGUGGGGAACAGACCAUGGGAGUGUUUAACCCGGCGAAAGAUGUGAUCGCUAAAAUGAAAAAAGGAAACAUACAUAAAGACAAUGUAGAUACCCGGGAUCAAAGUGGAGGCGGAGGAAGUGAUGAUAGUGACUAACUGUGCCUGAUUCAGUGUGUGAGAAAUCAAAGGCAGACAGACUGGAAAUGUACUUUGAAAAUCUUUAUUUCGAUGAAGUGUGAAAGUGGGUGACAAUGGUGAAUUUGUCAUUGAUUCAUGUGACUUACCUUCAGAGCAGAAGCUGGUGACUUUGUGAUACAGAAUGAAGACAUCUGUAUUUGUUGCUUUUGAAGAAUAUAUUGGUAUUGCUUAGAGAUAAAACAAUCCAGAUAUGUGUUCAUUUUUAUUGUUGAAACAGUUGAUCAACCACUUUGCAAAUUUUGGAGAUUUUUUAUAAAAUAUCUAUACACGUAACUACAGAAAAAAUAUUCCUAUUUCUAAAUCUAAGAAUUGUGGUCCGUCAAUUUUCUCCACUGAAAUAAAGAAAUAACAUGUAGUAAACAGAGAUGCCCUAGAUAUCACAAGAACUUAAUACACAUGUAGUUCCAUGUUUCACUACAGGACUGCUUUCUUUGUCUGUGGUUAAUGUAAAAUUGCACCAAAAAACUAAAUUCAUAUGUACAAUGAAAAUAGAUAUGUAUUAAAAGUGAUUUUAUUGAC